Messenger RNA from Saccostrea echinata, 1288 nucleotides. RefSeq names its product large ribosomal subunit protein mL38-like. Gene Ontology annotation, cellular component: mitochondrial large ribosomal subunit. The record is from RefSeq and is a predicted model, not a curated record. NCBI's taxonomy places the organism in Eukaryota, Metazoa, Mollusca, Bivalvia, Ostreida, Ostreidae. Bases 12 to 1241 code for a protein of 409 amino acids. The transcript is spliced from 8 exons.
UUGUUGAAAAAAUGGCUGCGUCCAUGGCAAAUGGAAUGAAAAACAGUUUUAUAAAAUCCCUUUUAAACAGCGAAGGUUCGCAUCGAUUAACAAAUGUAAGGUAUGCAACAGGUUUACGAUUAAGAAGAAGUGGGAAACUACCAGGAGUUGCAAGGACAUUUGAACAGAGAUUAGAAGACAUGAAAUUGACAAAACAAGCCAAGCCUCCCAAUGUCAACAUUGGUUUUCCAUUAACAAAAAAUAGUUUGAUAGAAGAACAAACUAAAGCUGUGAUAAAGAAAAAGAGAAGACAGUUACUGGCCAUAGUUCAAGAUGGAAAAUUAAAAAUUGACCUGGACAAAGUGGAUGAAGAAUCUUGGAACACAAACAAACAGGAGCAGCUACACCGACUUACAGAGCAUUAUGGUAUAUUUCGAGAUUUGUUUGGAGGAGCUUAUUUUUACCCACAUGUCAACUUGGACGUAAGCUAUGAUAUUCCUGAUGACUAUGAAUUACCAGUGUAUCAUGGAAACAGGAUUGAACCCUCUCAGACUGGCAGACCUCCAAAUGUGUAUUACGAGGCAGAACCUGACACUUUGUGGACAUUAUUAAUGACUGCGCCAGACAGUCACUUACAGGACAACAACACAGAGUACCUCCAUUGGCUAGUGGGAAAUAUACCAGGAAAUGAGAUCAGCAAAGGGGAAGUACUCUGUGAUUAUCUGCAGGUGUUCCCUGUGAAGGGAACUGGAUUCCAUCGCUGUGUAUUUGUUCUGUUUAAACAGGAGCAGAAAAUUGACUACAGUAGUGACAGACUGAAUCCAAACACGUGCUCUUUAAGGGAAAGGUCAUUCAAAACCUUUGACUUUUAUGAAAAACAUCAAGAUCAUAUCACACCAGCUGGGAUUAGUUUUUUCCAGUGUCAGCAUGAUGAAAGUGUUCGAGAUGUUUUCUGGAAUAAGCUUGGUAUGAAGGAGCCAUGUUUUGAGUUUGUAUUCCCAGCUUCUUACCACCCAAAGCAGAAGAAGUUCCCACAUAAACAGCCAUUUGACUUAUAUUUAGAUCGAUACAGAGACAUUAAAGAUAUUGAUGAAGAGGUCUUACGAGAGAAAUUAAAAUCUGUACAUCCAUUUAAGCCUCCCACACCUCCCCCUAAAUACCCAUUCUUACACUACAACGAUGAGGUCAGAGGAAAACCCUCUUGGAUAAAGAUGAAGAGGAAACACAUGUUAUUGAAGAACAUGCAGUGGAGGGAAUCUUGAUUGUAAUGUUCAUAAACUCUUCUCUAAUAAAUUUCAUUUAAAUACCA